UAAUUAAAAUGGCCUCAAUGAUUCAGUUUGCAUGAUUGCAUGUUACUUUAGGUAGUUUAGGUGUGUCUGCAUUAGUAAUCCAUCAUAAUAAAUAACAAGUGUUAAAUUAUUUCUUUAUCACCUUAUUAGAUUAUAAAAAAUAAAAAAUUCGUGAAAAUGAAUUACGGAAAAAAAUCACCGAGUAUGGGUACACCAUCGAUUUAUUCUCAUGUAACAACACGCAGCAGUGCUAAUCUGCGUUCAUCGCGGUCUGUUAAAAGUGUCAAAAUUCCUUGGUACCAAAGGCCUAUUUUAACUAGACCUUAUAUUCUUGAUAUUCAACGCACUGCGAUGUUAACUGCUGUUUUUAGUUUACUUCUAGCUAUCUUUACAAUAGCGACAUCGAUAUUUGACGUCUACUGUCUACAUGAAGCAGCUCCAGGGACAAAACAUUAUGGAUAUUACAUUAUUUCAUAUGAAUUCGUCUACGUCGGAAAUCCACACAUACGAAACGCCCUGAUAGUCGCUGCAUUGUUUUCGCUACUCGGAAGUAUAAUACUACUAGUAACAUCAGCGAUCCUGAUCAACGCACUGAGAAAGGAGUAUGAAAAGCGAAUGGUCCCUUGGCUUUAUUGUUUCGCAGCAUUUACAGUAUUCCGUGUGUUUGCUUACUUGUUUUUCUGCAUCGUAAACGACAUGAUAUUCGCCUACAACAUCAUGAUCUGCUUGCUCUGGUUACUCUUCCUCUGCUACUCGGUCUACGGAUGGCUGACUGUUUACACUUUGUACAUCGAACUGUCUGACUUGACGCGUCUUGAGGAUUUAGCGCACUUACGAAUUGGAACAAUGCAAUCAUUGAAUGCAUCAACAACACAUUCAAUAGCUGGUUCGCGUCCAACUACACCGCAUAGUACUGUAUCUACAAUGCCCGUUAAUUAAAUUAAUACUUCUUAAAGUAAUAAUAAUAACAUUUGAUUAAUUUUACAAAACGGUAUUAAAUGCUGUCAUCAAAUUUUAAAUUAAGAAUCUACGACAAAAUAGUGACUCCAAUCACGAAGCCGUCCAAUAUCUAUUUUAUUAGUAGAUAAUUAUUAUUAAGGAUCAAAAGAAUAAUAGCACGUGUUCAUUUUGAUAAAUUAUUGAGUGCCUUUAUUCAAAUUAAAAUUAUUGUAGAUAAUAAUGAUGCUUGUACAAAUUUACGUAUACAAGUUUU
Messenger RNA from Cotesia glomerata, 1192 nucleotides. RefSeq lists its product as uncharacterized. The transcript has 5 exons. The record is from RefSeq and is a predicted model, not a curated record. The coding region runs from base 157 to 918 and encodes 253 amino acids. Lineage: Eukaryota; Metazoa; Arthropoda; Insecta; Hymenoptera; Braconidae.